Molecule: messenger RNA, 917 nt
Organism: Aspergillus steynii IBT 23096
Lineage: Eukaryota; Fungi; Ascomycota; Eurotiomycetes; Eurotiales; Aspergillaceae
Exons: 2
Coding region: 185-655 (156 amino acids)
Source: RefSeq, a predicted model, not a curated record
GUUCAGAUUGACUGGCCAGUUUGGGGGGUGGGAAUGGGGUGACGGUGACGUGGGAUCCCGUGACGAAGGAUCAGUUCAUCGCAGAGACAGCAAGCCAGAGAAGCGCCUUGCUUUUGCAGAAGGUCGGCGAAAAUAGGAGGGAAAUGGUAAGCAAGCCCCCGAGAUCCAGGGAGAUCCAGAGAUCAUGCAGCAAGUCGCGAGGAAAUCGCCGGGAGGGAAAUCGAGGAUGAUGAUAAAUGGGCAGCACAGCCAGGGGAAGGCCGUGGAAGGCAAACAGAAGGACCGAACGGAAGAGGCAAAGCGAACGGGCAGUCCGGCCCAGCAACGGGAAGGAGAGCAGCCGGCGGUGAUUGGGUGGUGGCUGCAGAGAGGGGGAGAAACGAGGUUUUUGGCUCGGUGUGUUUGCCCCGUAAUGGGAAAGGUUCAGAGGCGUAUUAAUGGCGAAAAAGUACCCGGUCGGUCGGGGGUUUUGGUUGGGUGGUUGCGCUGCGGUAUGGAUGCCUGGGCGGUAACUGCUUUACGGGACAGGCGGACAAAACCGAGGGGCAAAAAAGAAAUAAUCGAAAUAAAAAUAAAUAGGGCCAGUCACACCUCCGGGCACACUGCCACGCUGGGAACAGGCACUAGGAUAAAAGUAGAACAACGGAUGCGAUGAAGUGGCACCACGUUGACGGGCUCAAAGGACUGGAUGAUCAAUGGAUGAAUAAGAACCAGGCAGAUUGUGCCACUCCGUCGUGGUGAAUAAUAUAGCAGUCCCUGGUGGAAGACGCUCGAUGAUGCCACGCCGAACGAUCGUAGGGAUAGGGUUUGGGCUGUCAGGCAAAAAUGAGAUAAUAAUGAUCGCAGUCCACUCAAGGAAUAAUCGAAUUAGGUAGAGGAGUAUGCCGGCCCACCUUUUUGGGCCUGUUCUUGCCUGA